ACACGCUUUUCGCAACCAGAUCCUCGAUCAAUACCAAAUUAGUCACAACUUUUCGCAAUCUUAGCUUAUUCGAUAUGUCUGGAGUAAUUGAGGAUAUUAAGAACAAAAUUUUGGGCCAGCCUACUGAGGGGGAGCAGCAAGCUUCCACCGAGCCCGGGUACGACGAUACCUCCUCGACUCGCGCAACCCGCUCAGGCCAGGUUUAUGGCACCCAGGGUGAGCAGCAAGCAUCCCGCUCGUCUGGCACCCAGCACCCUGGCGCGUUCGACAAUGAGCGAACCACCGGAUCUUCGGGGUACGACAACCAAGGUUACGACACCCAGCAGUCUACUACAGGCUCGUAUGGCAACCAGCCUUCCUCUUAUGAUCAGCAGCAAUCGUCUCGCAACCAGCCUUCCGCUUAUGACCAGCAGCAAUCGUCUCGCACGUCUGGCUCUGACGCUGGAUUCGGCGCCGGUUCAACUGGCAGUCGCCAUCAGGGCUCCUCGGCAGGUUCAGCAGCCCUUGGUGCUGGCGUCGGUGCCGGUGUGGGCGCCGGCGCCGCUUCGCACGGCUCUCGCCAGUCUGGCAGCGACAAUCUCGGUCGCUCUGAACACUCUUCGCUUUCCUCGGGCCAGCAGCAGCAUGGUGCAACCGGCGCGUCUGGUCUUGGUGGAUCUUUCCAGUAUGCUAGCGGAGGAAAUACGCAGGGCUCAACUCGUUCUGCAGACAACUACGGUGGAUCUGCGAUUUCUGAUGAGUCUCGCAGCGGCCGAAGCGGUGCCCACCAGCAGAGCAGCACUUCAGACGGUAUGAUUGACUCAGUUGGCGCGUUCAACACGGGUGGGAUUGGUGGAGCCGAUGGUCAGCGAAAGCAGGAGGUUCUGAGCGCGCUUGAUGACCAGACCGCUGGAUUCCGCACUACGAAGGAACCCCAAGGACCUGUCCGCUCCUUGGUCGAUGAAGCCGAACGCAUGACAGUCUCGUCUGGUCAGGAUACGACCGGACGCCAGGCAGGCUCUGGACGCAACGCCGGUCUCUCAACCGGGCCUACUGCUGCGGGAACUGACUCACGUGGGUCGGGUGCUCAACAGUCGCAUUCGGGACGCAACGCUGCUCUGGGUGCUGGUGCGGCAGCAGCGGGCGUUGGUGCUACGGCUGGUGCUCACGGACACCAUUCUGGAUCGUCGGGUGCUCAAACUGGAGAUAACUAUGGAUCUGCGCAGUCUUCCGGUCUGCAGAGUGGAAACAGACAAUCUGGAGGCGCCUACAGCUCGCAGUCAACCGGCGCUCAGGCCACUGGCCCAUACUCCUCGGGUGACCAGACUCAGUCUAGCGCCUACGGAUCACGAGGCGGCGCGCAAGACCGCAGAACUGGUGACAAUUACAACACUCAGUCAACGCAAGGUGCGGUCGCCGGGGAAUCUUAUGGUGCCCAGCCAACGCACGGAUCGAGACAGUCCCAGGGACUUCAGUCGACUGGUGCUCACGAUCAAGCAACUGGGUAUCCCCGUACUUCCACGCAGGGAACGGGAGUUCAGUCCACCGGAGGUGCUUAUGAACAAGCAUCUCCCCGUAAAACUACCCAGGGAGCCGGAGUUCAGUCCACUGGUGGUAAAUAUGACCAGUCGACCGAGAACCCUCGUACCUCCACGCGAGGAGCGACAGGCCAGCAGCACGCGACGUCUGGUGAUAGCUUUGGCGAGCGCGCUGAUGCCAUCUCGCUACAGCAGUCUCACCAGGCCGGUACGAUUGACGCUAAGCAGGCGCAAUCAGGACACAAGUCUUUGCUCGACAAGGCCAAGGACUUGGUGAAAUGAUGAACGAAAGAAAUGAUCGUACCGAAUGAGGGUGAUAUUUGUUUUGGGUUUGAAUUUGGGUGUUUUUUGUGAAGGGAUUAUCGUGAAUUUUAAGUAGUUUGAAACAAUCUGAUUUACUCAGCCAUCUAAAA
Molecule: messenger RNA, 1930 nt
Organism: Myxozyma melibiosi
Lineage: Eukaryota; Fungi; Ascomycota; Lipomycetes; Lipomycetales; Lipomycetaceae
Exons: 2
Coding region: 75-1799 (574 amino acids)
Source: RefSeq, a predicted model, not a curated record